This is a messenger RNA of Pimephales promelas (fathead minnow), 3686 nucleotides long. NCBI's taxonomy places the organism in Eukaryota, Metazoa, Chordata, Actinopteri, Cypriniformes, Leuciscidae. The record is from RefSeq and is a predicted model, not a curated record.
CAGACAGCUGAAAGAUAGUUUGAACACACUUGGGCUGCCUUUAGCUGCAUUAAAUACGGGACAUGCUCCUUGGGAGAAUGAGGAAAGGUUCACUCAAUGCUGCAAAGCCAUCGCUAUGGGAACAAUAUACCAUAAUGCCUUCCCAUACCUGAGGAUUCCUGUAAGACCGAGGAAAGAGUCCGCUCAAGCAGAUUAGACCUGAGACCCGGGAGCCAUUCUCACGUCCAAAUCGUAGAACUUGAUAAAGGUGUUCAAAGAGGACCAUCCUGCUGCAAAACAAAAAUCCUUUAAGGAUGAGCCCUUAAAGAGAGCCUGAGAAGAAACCAUUUCUCUGGUGGAAUGAGCAUGGACACCCAGAGGCGAAGCCAUGCCACGCACCUCAUAUACCACAGAGAUAGCUUUGAUCACCCAAUGAGACAUUCUGUUUUGUGAAAGCAGCUCUUUUGUUUUCACCUCCGAAACAUACAAACAAUUGGUCAGAUCUAUGCCAUUGGACUGUGCGGUCAAAGUCACCAAGACCACCUGCUGGAAGCGAAAUGGGGUCGACGCAACUUUUGGAACAUACUACAUCGCAUCAAGAUUUUAACCAGCCCGGGGCAAAGUCCAUACAAGAAGGGCUGUCUGAAAGAGCCUGCAAGUCCCUUGAGAAGAUAGAGCCACCAAAAGGACCUUCUUAUGGGUCAAAAACUUUUAUAACACCGACUCCAAAGACUCAAAUGGAUGGCACUCCAUGCCCUGUAAGACCCUCCAGGACAACAGAUAAAUUAGACCUAAACCGAACUGACCUAACCUGUCCUGAACUGACUCCUGCGAGAGACACACAGUCUCGAUGUGCAACUGUCAAAUCCUGUAAAUGAAGAAGACCUUGAAAUUUGUGAAGUAAUCAGAAGUGAUGAUGGCAUAGCUGAUGAAGAUCCCACAGCGCAAUGUCAGAAAAAAAAGCACAAACUCAAAAUACCAAGAAAUAUUCAAAUGAAAAUCUUUACAAAACUUCUGAAGAAUUUCAAGUCUGAAGAAACUCUAAGCCCCAAAACACAAUUAGUUGUGGACCGUGAUGGAUUUGAAGGCUUAGCAGAUUCCCCUGGUGAUACUGAAGAGGAAAAACAGAAACAUGCGAUCAAACUGAAAAUGAAAAUUCCUGACUUCAUGAAACGGAAGAAGAAUUCAAAAUCCCACGAAACUCUAUCAGUGGAGCUGGAUUUUACUGGAAACCUUGAACAGAACCGUCUGACUGAAGCACAGCAGCAGCUUGUGAAAGCUGAGGAAUGUCUCUUCGGUUCAAAUGAAGUGGCCAGGACAGAAGAAAUGGUGGGCAAGCUGCAGACAGACUAUGAGUUAUUUAUUUUGCGACUGAGGAUGGCCAUCUAUGAUUCUUUCAAUGAGGACAAUCAGGAGAAACUCAAGAGUGCUUUGACUUCAAUACUUCAAGAGGAAGAACAAGAUAGACGCUGGGCGGAAGUGGCCGUGGAUCAGCGUCCAAUAUGGAGGCCCACAAAGUGCAGAGAGAUGCAUGACAAUUUACUCCAGACAGUCGUGGAGGAACGAAUGAAGACUGCAGAUGAACAGGAGAAUAAAGUAGACAAGCUGUCUACCUCCUUGAAGACAGAAGUGUGUCGAAUGGGCAAACAAGUACAAAAAGACCUGCUUAGAGUGGUCCAAAAUCUGAGAGAAUGUUAUCCACCAGACUUUGACAUUUGCAGAACGUAUGCUCAACUCUACCAUCAGACCUUCUCUACCAGACUCCAAGAGCUCACCAGAUCCAGUAUUGAUUUUGAGGACUGCCUCUAUAUAUUGAGUUGGAUUGUCAAUUACUACCCAAAAGAUGUUUUGAAGCACGUACAACUAGAGGAGCACAUUAACAACUCAUCGAUUGGACCUUUGUUACCUGAAGAAGAUCUUAAGAGAUUAGAGGAACAGUACUUCUCAUACAAAGAGAACGAGAUAAGAAAGUGGUUAGUCACCGCUCUUGAGAAAGAAGAGAAAAACUUUUGUGAUGACUUUGAUCCAGAGAUCAUGGAUGGAUACUACUUCAGCAACCUUGCUAUAGAUGUUUUACCACUUGUUGAUGCAACUGUGAGAGAGGUCAACACACUUUUGGGCUGUGAAAGUAAAGCCAGGAGUCUUCUAUGCCAUCUUGGCAGAUUUCUUCUGAGCUAUAAGGCAAGUCUAGAGGAACUUCUCAAAAGAAAACAAGAAAACAUUCCUAAAACUCUCAGUGCUAGUCUCAAUAAUAUUUACCUGUUUAGGGAUUAUGUACAAAGACCAGAACAUCUUUUCUCUGAAGACUCUAGGAAGGCUUGUCUGGACACAUUAGCAGACCUAAAAAACAUCUGUCACAAAUACUUCCAUAGUCAAAUUCACUCAGAACUAAAGCCGCAGUACCGUAAGCUGUGGACUCAAGCCUGGUUUGCUAAACAUUCUGAGGUUGAGGAGGAGCUGAUGAAGGCGCUGGAGAAUAACAUAGAUCAAUUCAAAGAACUAAAGCCUGUCUGCCGAGAGGAACUGCUGGCCGAGCUGCAUGUAGAAGUAAUGGUUGAGUAUGUGAGACGAAUGAUGAAGAGAAAACUAAAACUGAAGAACAAAGAACAGCAAGAUGCAGCUGCUGAGUUCAUGUGCCAAGACAACAGUCAAAUCUGCUCUGUGUUUGCCAAAGUGGGAUCCAAAGAGGAAUGGCUCUGUCAAAUACUGCCAAAAUUAUCAGAGAUUCUGAGACUGCAGGAUCUUGGGAGUUUGCAACUUGAGAUUGUUACUCUGGCAAUAGACUAUCCUGAUAUUAGUGAGCAGCAUGUUCUUGCUGUCCUGAACCUGAAGACCAACCUUUCAAGCUCAGAUUUGCGUAGGAUCAAAGGGUGUUUAAGUGAAAGCAGAGACAGAGAGGACACUGAGUCCUUCCCUUCCUUCUUCUCUAAAGUACUUGUCAAACGAAAAAUCAUCUGAAUGCCAUGUGUUAUAUCCAUAGCUAAUGUUAAUCAACUGCACAAUCAGUAUUGUUAUUUAAUAUUUAUUAUUUACAGCUCAGUGAUGUUUUCUCAAGGGAUUUACACUUUUCUCUAGCACUAAGGUCAAGAAUUAAAUAUUUAUUUAGAAUAAAAUGUGUAUUUAAUUAGCCGUAUUUUAUAAUUCGAUGAAACAUUACAAGGUGUUCAAAUGGAUGUGUUAAUGAUUUGAGAGCACUGAGCAUGUGUAUAAUCAGUUGAGAAAGCCUCAGAAGUUCUAAAAUCAUAAUGGUAAAAAAAAUCUCAAAAGGUACAGCCAUAUUUUUCUUGCACUGUGUUUUAGUUUUAUUCAAAUGUAUGUUUGGAGUAACUGAAUUGAAUGCAUGGGGAAGCAGAUACUUAGAGAGCAAAAAAGAAACAAUGUGAAUGUAAUAAUACAUGGUGGGUGAAAUUAGCAGGUUAGCUGAGACUGUUUUUACAACAGAUUCAAUAGACAUAUGUCUAAAGCUCUGAAAAUAAAGACAACUAUUUAAAUGUUCUAGUAAAAUGCAUGUAGGCCUAUAUGUAUCAUAAUCCAGCUAAGGCCUUGCUUCACAGUAACAAACUGUUUAUCACUUAGGCAAGCCAUCAAUACAAAAUGAUAAAUAUAAAGAAAUCCCACUGUCAGAGAGACUGAAUGUUAUUUGUCUUUUUAAAUUAUCGUGGCUGUCACUGCAUGUCUUGUAUAGCUAAAUAAAAUGUGUCAAAGCA